ACCCUCCAAAGUAGCAUAAAUGGCCGACCGGGCACCAGAAUCCACGACCCAACAAACAGAAAAGAAAGACAAAGCCCCAAUCUUAUCGCAAUCGGCACGAUCUGGUCUUCAGUUCCCCGUCGGUCGUAUUCAUCGCUACCUGAAAGAGAAAAGUCGACACAAUGCACGUGUGGGAGCAAAGGCAGCAGUGUACACGGCAGCGAUCCUUGAGUACCUGACGGCCGAAGUGCUCGAACUUGCAGGCAACGCGACCAAGGACCUCAAAGUCAAACGUAUCACGCCUCGACACUUGCAACUGGCGAUCCGUGGUGACGAAGAACUGGACCAGUUAAUCAAGGCUACGAUUGCUGGAGGUGGUGUCCUGCCUCAUAUCCACAAGUCUUUGAUUGGCAAAACAAAGAUGGGUAAAAAGGUUUAA
Zychaea mexicana is the source of this 418-nucleotide messenger RNA. Its product is annotated as histone H2A.V. NCBI's taxonomy places the organism in Eukaryota, Fungi, Mucoromycota, Mucoromycetes, Mucorales, Lichtheimiaceae. The coding region runs from base 20 to 418 and encodes 132 amino acids. The record is from RefSeq and is a predicted model, not a curated record. Gene Ontology annotation, molecular function: structural constituent of chromatin; DNA binding; protein heterodimerization activity. Gene Ontology annotation, cellular component: nucleosome. The transcript is spliced from 3 exons.